Messenger RNA from Bactrocera dorsalis (oriental fruit fly), 1200 nucleotides. RefSeq names its product endocuticle structural glycoprotein SgAbd-2 (gene Cpr78E). Gene Ontology annotation, molecular function: structural constituent of chitin-based larval cuticle. Bases 274 to 888 code for a protein of 204 amino acids. NCBI's taxonomy places the organism in Eukaryota, Metazoa, Arthropoda, Insecta, Diptera, Tephritidae. The transcript is spliced from 2 exons. Gene Ontology annotation, cellular component: chitin-based extracellular matrix. The record is from RefSeq and is a predicted model, not a curated record.
CUCUCAGCGCAUAAUUUGGCCAAACAAAAAUCAAAGUCAGUUGAAAGACUUAAAGAAGAACUGCAUUUAAGCGCAAUUAAGAGCUACUUAAGAGCCAAAAUGGAUGCUAAAAAUAAAGCUUAUUGCCUUAUAUGCCGAAGAAAUUAUGUAUGCGCGUUCUUUUGUACUUUCUUCACACAGCAAACUGGGUAUAAAAAUUGUGUGAACUCGGUUCCUCAGCAUAUUUGUUAAGCCAGAGGCAAGCGAGCAACAACCAAGGCGUGAAACUCAAAAAUGUUCCGAUACCUCUCUUUUGCAGCAUUGCUCGCAGUUGCGUGCGCCGCACCCGUUGACGAGCAGUUGAUGGUUACCGAGCCCAUUAUGGAGCUGCGCGCGAUGGACAAUAUGGGGGCGGUUGUUGUGCCAGAAAUGGAAAUGGAGCCACGUGUGCCCGUUAUCGGCAUCAUGGAUGCGGCACUGCAGCAAUCCACCGACGGCGCUUACAAUUUCCAUUAUCGCGGCGAGGAUGGCUCGUUUCGACAGGAGAGCGCUGUAGUCAUCAACCCCGGCACCGAAUAUCAAUAUCUGAAGAUCAGUGGCAGCUAUUCGUACUUCGACGCCAACGGCAAGGAGGUGGUGGUGCAUUAUAGUGCCGACGAUCGCGGCUUCGUGCCCGAGGGCAAUAACAUAAUGCCGCAGAUUUCGUCGGCGGCGAAGAUGAAUAGCCAACUGCCGCGUGUGGUGGAGAAGCCGAGACCACAAGAGCAGCAAGUCGAGAAUGUACCGAAUGUUCCACAUGUUUCGCAAGUUCCAUAUGUUUCGCAAGUACCACAUGUUUCGCAAGUACCACAUGUUUCCCAGGUACCAGCUAUGGGCAGCGUUUGGAAUGGCCAAAUUAUGCAGGUGUAAACGCUGAGUAGUUGUUUACUUAUGUAAAUUCGAAUUCGGUUAAGCGAUAAAUUAUGAAAUGUACGCUUUAGGUGUGGACCUUUUUGUUUUUACUUAAUUUAAUUUAUUUUAUUUUUUUUUAUUUUUUUUUCAUUAUUUUUUUAUGUUUCUUUUUAAGUUGAGUUUAGCAUCUACUUGUAUUGCUGCAAAUGAGAAUAAAAAGACUUUUCACCACGAUCGCUUGCGUUGUUCAAUAUCUGUUGCAUACUUUUAGGCGCUGUGAUCGGUAAAAACUUGGGUUUGACAGAGAACAUAGAAGACUUUAUCUGCUUA